ACGCAUAGAAUAUUUAAACCAUAAUUUGACUUCAAAUAAUGAAUCAUGAUUGGGAGUGCUAGCGACCAUUCAACCCUAUAUCUGCACUGGAAAGUGGUUUUAAAUUGUUUUCCGGAGAUAAAGAUCCGAUCCGAUUCUUAAGAAAAAUGAAGAUUAAUAUAAUAAAUUAUAAAUUAAAUGUGAUUUGACUUAAAGAUGAUGAUAUCAACAUAAAAGAAGUGGAAUACUUGAAUUUACAUUUAGCAUUUAAGUGCUAGAGAAAGAGAUAGAAAGAAAAAUGCAUUUGAGCGAGAAUGAAGGAAUUGAAGGGAAGACAUUUUUAGUAACCGGUGGUUUAGGCUUUGUGGGUGCUGCUCUUUGCCAUGAACUUCUUCGAAGAGGUGCUCACCAAGUUCGAUCUCUUGACCUUCGUUCUUCUUCGCCAUGGUCUUCCUUGCUCUCUCAACCUGCCUUUGUCUCUUUCAUCGGGGAUAUUACAAAUCAAAAGGAUGUCAAAAAGGCUCUACGUGGAGUGGAUUGUGUUUUCCACGUUGCUUCUUAUGGCAUGUCUGGAAAAGAUAUGCUUCAAUUUGGUCGCAUUGACAAGGUUAAUAUAAGUGGAACCUGCCUCAUACUAGAUGCCUGUGUAGAAUUUGGGGUCAAGAGGCUUGUCUAUGUGAGUACUCCUAACGUUGUUUUUGCGGGAAAAGAGAUUAUCAAUGGUGAUGAAACUAUGCCUUAUCUGCCUCUGGAUGACCAUAUAGAUCCUUACGGCCGCAGUAAAUCCUUGGCUGAACAGCUGGUUUUGAAGUAUAAUGGCUGCCCUUUUAGGGAGAAGAAUGGGCAUCUUUACACUUGUGCCAUACGUCCUGCUGCUAUUUAUGGACCUGGUGAAGAGAGACACUUCCCCAGGAUGUUGAAUUUAGCAAAGUUAGGUUUGUUGUUUUUUACAGUUGGUGAUUCAACAGUUAAACAAGACUGGCUUUAUGUGGAUAAUCUUGUACUGGCUCUUAUAUUAGCCAGCAUGGCACUUUUGGAUGAUAUUCCUGGGAGAGAGGGAUGUCCAGUGGCCGCUGGUCAGGCAUACUUUAUUUCUGAUGGAUGUCCCAUCAAUUCUUUUGAGUUCUGUCGUCCUCUCUUUAAGAGCAUGGAAUAUGAUCUACCAAAGACCUCAUUAAGUGUUCCUUCAGCUCUUUUGGUCGGAAAGCUAUUUUGGGUUCUGUAUACCAUUCUGUCUCCAUGGCUUAACAAAUCAUGGUUUCCUCAACCUUUGCUUCUUCCUAUUGAAGUAUACAAGGUUGGUGUUACGCAUUACUUCUCUUUGCGCAAAGCCAAGGAGGAGUUAGGUUACUUUCCUAUGGUGAGUCCCCAGGAAGGAAUGACAGCGAUGAUUACAUAUUGGAAAGACAGGAAGAGGAAAAGCUUAGAUGGACCGACAAUAUAUGCAUGGUUAUUCUGCAUCCUUGGAAUGUCUACUUUGAUAGGUGUUGCUCUAUUUCCCAAUUUCGGUCCUUUCUCACCCAUCAAAGCUCUUGCUCUCUUCUUGUAUGGCUCAUUGCAUAAUAUCAGGAUAAUAUGUUUUUUGGCUGUGGGUAUGCACAUUGUGGAGAGCAUAUAUGCGUGGAACCUUGCGAAAAAAGUAGACCCUGAUAACGCAACAGGUUGGUGUUUGCAAACUCUUGCUCUUGGAAUCUUUUCCCUGCGUUUUCUACUGAAAAGAGCAAAGAGCUAGUAGAACCAAGUCUGCACCUCACCUUGCUGUGUGUUUCGUCAAACCAUAUUUGAGGUAUGAUUGACACUUACAGUUCCAGUUACAGUUACAGUUACAGUUCCAGUUCCAGUUAUUACAUAGUAGCACGUGACCAAAUAAUAUAAGAUGUCUGCAGUAGUCUCCUGAGUCCUGAGUGAGAUCAAGGGGUUCAUUCAAACUAGAAUACAUUGAAUUGGAGAUCCAUAUUAUAUCAAUAUGGUUUCAGACUCCAUCAUCUAUCCAAAUUUAUUUGCCUCAAUUCUUUGUGGAUUAUGUAAAUUCUAUUUAUAGUUUGUUUCACUUAAAUUGGAUAAGAUAUCAAUUUUUAUAUAAAACUUAUUAUUUCAAGCU
Molecule: messenger RNA, 2080 nt
Organism: Amaranthus tricolor (Joseph's coat)
Lineage: Eukaryota; Viridiplantae; Streptophyta; Magnoliopsida; Caryophyllales; Amaranthaceae
Exons: 5
Coding region: 278-1711 (477 amino acids)
Biological process (GO): steroid biosynthetic process
Molecular function (GO): 3-beta-hydroxy-Delta5-steroid dehydrogenase (NAD+) activity
Source: RefSeq, a predicted model, not a curated record